AUGCCGCUCAGUGAUUGUAACCUGACAGAGAGAAGCUGCUCAGCUUUACACACAGUUCUCAGCUCUGAAUCCUCCAAACUGACUGAGGUGGAUCUGAGCAGUAACCAUCUGGAGGACUCAGGAGUGAAGCAGCUUUGUGUUGGACUGGAGAGUCCAAACUGUAAACUGGAGAAACUGAGGUUGUUGAAAAGUGCUGAAGCAGAGGAAGCCUACAACCUUCUUACUCGAAUGUUCAGUAAAAACCCCUUACUGCACACGGAGCUGGAUCUGAGCUCCAGAAAAUUAACAGACGUCAGAGUGGAUCAGCUCUCGGCUCUGCUGCAGGAUCCACAUUACAGACUGCAGAAACUUACUUGCUGUUUUUUACAGCCAGAAGCGACUGUAUCCAUGCGGACUGUGCCUGUGCUGAUUGGAAAGCCGCUGACAAAAUCCUGCACUGCUUUGGCUUCAGCUCUCUGUACAAAUCCAUCACACAUCAGAGAGCUGGAUCUGAGUGGGUGUAAACUGGGAGACUCAGGAGUGGAGAAGCUCUGUGAUCUACUUAAGAAACACGAGUGUAAACUGGAGACACUGCGACUGUGUUACAGCGUCAGUGAGAAAUCCUGCACUGCUUUGGCUUCAGCUCUCUGUACAAAUCCAUCACACAUCAGAGAGCUGAAUCUGAGUUGGUGUGAACUGGGAGACUCAGGAGUGGAGAAGCUCUGUGAUCUACUGAAGAAACAUGAGUGUAAACUGGAGACACUGCGACUGAGGAAGAGCGUCAGUGAGAAAUCCUGCACUGCUUUGGCUUCAGCUCUCUGUACAAAUCCAUCACACAUCAGAGAGCUGCAUCUGGGUGGGUGUAAACUGGGAGACUCAGGAGUGGAGAAGCUCUGUGAUCUACUGAAGAAACACGAGUGUAAACUGGAGACACUGCGGUUAUCUCAGUGCAGAAUAACAGAGAGAGGCGGUGCUGCUCUGACUGCAGCUCUGAGCUCAAACUCCUCAAUCUGAAAGUGCUGGAUCUGAGAGGGAAUGAACUAAAAGAUUCACUCACACAGCUCAAGGAGUUGCUGAAAAGUUCAGGAGGCCGGCUAAUAUAUUAUUAGACCACAUGGGAGAAAAUGAAAGCUCUUGGGUUUGCUAUUACACAUUACGUCCCUGGUAUUAGAAAUUCUGGUCAGCAGCCGACUUUAGAAAGUGAGUCGUCGACACUGCAGCAUGACCAAAGAGAGGGAAAAAUGGAACUCGUCCCACAGUGAGGAAGCAGUGUGGACAAUGUCUCCAGCGAGCCAGACCAGGGCAGGAGGGGGAACACAACAAAAGACUGCACAGAGAAAAGUCACACCAGUAGUUCACAGAAUCUACAAAAUAAAGGCUACACAAGUGUUGGGUCAAAUUUUAUUAUAUGUAGAUUAUGAUCAGAAUAUGAAUCAGAAUCAGUAGGUUAAAUCAAGAUAUAUGUAGAUAUAUAUUAAUUAACUAUUGGUAGGUUAAAUAUUAAUUCUUAUGCUUAUUCUGUGUCAAAAUUAUAGUUGAAACAACCUUAGUCGGGCUGGACAUUGUUUGGGAAGAUUUUGUUUAUGAAAGUGUAUUUUGAACAGAGAAGUGUCUGAAGGUCUGUUUUAGUGUCAGAUCGACUCAUACACACUCUGAAAUGGUAGAAUUAAAGUUCAUGAUCACGUUAAUUCAUCCAGUUGAACCUUAGGUCAUAGCUUCAUAAAAAGCUAUGAAAUAUACUGAAAUAUAUUGAAAUAUACUAUGUUAGUUUUAUAGAUCCCGUAAUUAAUGAAUGCAUUCCG
Molecule: messenger RNA, 1781 nt
Organism: Neoarius graeffei (lesser salmon catfish)
Lineage: Eukaryota; Metazoa; Chordata; Actinopteri; Siluriformes; Ariidae
Product: NACHT, LRR and PYD domains-containing protein 3-like
Exons: 9
Coding region: 1-993 (330 amino acids)
Molecular function (GO): protein binding
Source: RefSeq, a predicted model, not a curated record